UCUCAGAUUUCUCAGUAUAGGAACAAUCUAUUUUUUUCUCAGGCAAGGAAAAAUCGCUUGAAUUAUAUAAAUAUAUAUUCAAACCUAUCGAUCUCUAAAGGGCUGAUAAUCCGAUAAGGAAAACGGUUUUCCCAAUACACGGAUUUAAGCAAAAACAUGGGACAUGGUGAAAGAGGUCGGCCCAACAAAAAGUUCAAAUUUGCCAAGGAUGAUCACAGGGGCUCAGCUAUGGAAGAUGAUUAUUCUUUUUAUCCUGAUGAAGCCGAUGAUGAACCUCGUGAUGGUGAGAAUGAAGGAAAGAAAAGAGAUUUUACCAAAUUAGAACUAAAACUCGAUCAUGGUAAUCGCCCAUUAUGGGCCUGUGCUGAUGGGCGUAUAUUUUUGGAGACAUUCUCCCCUUUAUACAAGCAAGCUUAUGAUUUUCUCAUUGCUAUAGCUGAACCCGUUUGCAGGCCGGAGUCAAUGCACGAGUAUAAUCUCACACCACAUUCCUUGUAUGCUGCGGUAUCUGUGGGGUUGGAGACAGAAACAAUUAUAUCGGUCUUGAAUAAAUUAUCCAAGACUAAGCUUCCUAAAGAAAUGAUUGAUUUCAUUCAUGCUUCUACCGCUAAUUAUGGCAAAGUUAAGCUUGUGCUUAAGAAGAACCGUUAUUUUAUCGAAUCCCCAUUUCCGGAGGUUCUGAAGAAACUGCUUCAAGAUGAGGUUAUAGGUCGAGCAAGGCUUGUUUCUGAGAAUGCGCAGGGAAGUGAUGGAUUUACAAUCAGCAAAACUGCGGGUGAAAUUGAGUCAGGCCAUAGUGGUUUGCUUAUGGAAUCAGAACUGGCAGCUGCUGCUGAAGAGAAAGAAACACAUGCAUUUGAAAUUGACCCUGCUCAGGUUGAAAAUGUAAAGCAAAGAUGCUUGCCAAAUGCUUUAAAUUAUCCAAUGUUGGAGGAGUAUGACUUCAGAAACGACAGUGUCAAUCCUGACCUUGACAUGGAACUGAAGCCUCAUGCACAGCCACGACCAUAUCAGGAAAAGAGUCUUAGUAAAAUGUUUGGAAAUGGUAGAGCCAGAUCCGGCAUUAUUGUGCUACCUUGUGGUGCUGGAAAGUCUCUAGUCGGUGUUUCUGCAGCAAGCCGAAUAAAGAAAAGUUGCCUUUGUUUGGCUACAAAUGCGGUUUCAGUGGAUCAGUGGGCUUUUCAAUUUAAACUCUGGUCAACCAUACGGGAUGAAAAUAUUUGCCGUUUUACAUCUGACAGCAAAGAGAGGUUCCGUGGCAAUGCUGGUGUGGUUGUAACAACAUAUAAUAUGGUUGCUUUCGGUGGUAAGCGGUCUGAAGAAUCUGAAAAGAUUAUUGAAGAGAUAAGGAACAGAGAAUGGGGACUGCUUCUUAUGGAUGAGGUGCACGUUGUCCCUGCUCACAUGUUUAGGAAAGUCAUUAGUAUCACCAAAUCCCAUUGCAAACUGGGGCUUACUGCCACACUUGUGAGAGAGGAUGAAAGAAUUACAGAUUUGAACUUCCUUAUUGGUCCCAAAUUGUAUGAAGCAAAUUGGCUGGAUCUAGUAAAAGGAGGGUUCAUAGCAAAUGUUCAGUGCGCUGAAGUCUGGUGCCCGAUGACAAAGGAGUUUUUUGCUGAAUAUUUGAAGAAAGAAAAUUCCAAGAAGAAACAGGCACUUUAUGUGAUGAAUCCUAAUAAGUUCAGGGCAUGUGAGUUUCUCAUACGGUUCCAUGAACGAGAGCGUGGUGAUAAGAUAAUUGUCUUUGCUGACAAUCUUUUUGCACUGGUUGAGUAUGCAAUGAAGCUACGCAAGCCUAUGAUCUAUGGUGCUACCAGCCAUCUUGAGAGGACAAAAAUUCUCCAGGCAUUCAAGACUAGUCGUGAUGUGAACACUAUUUUCCUCUCAAAGGUUGGUGAUAACUCAAUAGAUAUUCCUGAGGCAAAUGUGAUCAUUCAGAUUUCAUCACAUGCUGGUUCAAGACGUCAAGAAGCCCAGCGUUUGGGACGUAUUCUUAGGGCAAAGGGUAAACUUGAAGAUAGGAUGGCAGGUGGUAAAGAAGAGUACAAUGCAUUUUUCUAUUCCCUUGUUUCAACAGAUACACAGGAAAUGUACUACUCAACUAAAAGGCAGCAGUUUCUAAUUGAUCAAGGUUAUAGCUUUAAGGUGAUAACAAGCUUGCCUCCUCCUGAUGCUGGUGCCGACUUGAGUUACUACCAUCUCGAUGAGCAGUUGGCUCUUUUAGGAAAGGUCUUGACUGCUGGUGAUGAUGCGGUUGGUUUGGAGCAGUUAGAAGAAGAUGCAGAUGAUAUAGCCCUUCACAAAGCUCGUCGCUCUAUGGGAUCCAUGAGUGCAAUGUCGGGUGCAAAUGGAAUGGUCUACAUGGAAUACAGCACUGGAAAGCAUAAACUUAUGGGGCAUGGCCAGAAUAAGAGUAAACCUAAGGAUCCAUCCAAGCGGCAUCAUUUGUUUAAGAAACGCUUUGGUUGAGAUGAAAGCCAAACCAUGCAGAAUGAUGGUUGGUUUAUGACAAUCUACGAGGUUACUUCCCGCAUUGUUUUGUUUAAGAGAUGCUAUGGUCGAGAUGAAAAGCAUAAACCCGAAUUACGUUUGGUUUAUAUAUAUCAUCUAAGAGGUUCCAAGAAGAAGAAGAAGAAGAGUUUUAUUUCUUCAGAACUUGAAUUACUUCAAUGCCAAAUAAACAAAUUGCUUAUAGAAUUGGUACUCUGUAAGGUAUCUGUUUGUCUUGAGGUAACCUCUCUGUAUGAACAUGGCUGGCAAUGGCAUAUGAGCAUGUUAUUUCCUAAAA
Messenger RNA from Gossypium raimondii (Peruvian cotton), 2788 nucleotides. RefSeq names its product general transcription and DNA repair factor IIH helicase subunit XPB1. The transcript has 20 exons. Gene Ontology annotation, biological process: nucleotide-excision repair; transcription initiation at RNA polymerase II promoter. Gene Ontology annotation, molecular function: hydrolase activity; ATP binding; 3'-5' DNA helicase activity. Gene Ontology annotation, cellular component: nucleotide-excision repair factor 3 complex; transcription factor TFIIH holo complex; transcription preinitiation complex. NCBI's taxonomy places the organism in Eukaryota, Viridiplantae, Streptophyta, Magnoliopsida, Malvales, Malvaceae. Bases 157 to 2469 code for a protein of 770 amino acids. The record is from RefSeq and is a predicted model, not a curated record.